AUGUCUGAAGUGGAAUUUCCUGUCAAGACUAUCAGAUGGUCUCAGUACGAGCAGCUGACACCGAUUUUGCUUCAAGAGGAGAAUGGGCCGUGUCCAUUGCUUGCGUUGGUCAAUACCUUGUUACUCAGAUCUGACAUUGAAGCUCGAACUUGGGACUUAGAGGAUUCAGCACGAGAUUUCAAUGUUGUGAUCGACGACUCUUCUGCCCCAGUUGAUAAUGCUCCAAUAGAGGGAAGUAGUAGUGGAGGAGCUUUCAAGAAAAAGAGACAAGACACAUCCAAGUCACGUUCGCUCUUGAAGAAAAACGUGGGUGAUCGUGUGCUGUUGGCGGAUAUUUUAGGCUGUUUGGGUGAUUUGCUACUUGACUUGACCAAUGUGGAUUCGGAGGUAAUCAAUACAUUAUUGGAGAACCUUCCUCUCUUACAUACGGGAUUAGACGUGAAUCCCAAUUUGUAUACUGGAAGAUUUCCUAGUGAUUUCGCGUCUCAGAUCUUCUCCGUCUUCGAAUUGAAUUUUGUCCAUGCAUGGCGCUGGGAACCUUGUAUAGAGUCGCCUGCUGACCGAGUAUUCCGGGAAUUGCAGACCUUUGAUGGCAUACACGAUUAUUUGCUUGGAAGUGCGUCUGAGGGUGAUGCUGAAGCCAAGCACGAUGUGCGGUCCUGGCUUGAGGACAAUAGUACCCAAUUGACGGCUUAUGGACUUCAGAAAUUAGACAGCGAGGUAAAAGAAGAUCUGGUGGCUGUUUUCUUCCGUAAUAACCACUUUUCCACCUUGUAUAAGGCCAACGAUCAUGGGUUCUAUUUGCUUAUCACAGACACUGUGUUUUUAAAGUCCAACAAGUACGUCUGGCAGUCUCUCAACUCUGCAUCUGGAGGGGACGAUAUCUUUUUUACGGGGGAGUUUCUUCCAAUUCUCGACAACAGCGACUUUCAUGUUGAAGCAGACGAGGAAGAUGAUAUGAAAUUAUUACAACGGCUACAGGAGAAAGAAGACUCAGAGUAUGCUAAAAGGUUACAGAGAAACUACGAUACUAAAAAGACGCCCAAGAAGCAAGGUAAAACAGGUUCAGAGGCAGCAGUUGGACCUGUCUCGCAAGGCGUUUCUCAAGACACCAUCGAGUCGAACGAAAAGACUAAAGGGAAGAAAAGCAAGAGAAGGCCCAACUGUGUAAUUUGCUAA
Messenger RNA from Sungouiella intermedia, 1179 nucleotides. NCBI's taxonomy places the organism in Eukaryota, Fungi, Ascomycota, Pichiomycetes, Serinales, Metschnikowiaceae. The record is from the annotation of a GenBank genome assembly.